AUGGAGGGAGCCCCAGUCACUGUCUUUGUCACUGUCCAGAAGAUUUACUACCCUUUACUGUGCAUCAUGGGUAUUCCAGCAAACCUCUUCACAUUUUACAUGAUCUGUUUCCGUAAAAGCGGAAUGUCCACCACAGCCACCAUUUACCUGAGCUCUCUAGCCAUCGUGGACACUUUCUACAUCGUGUGGGUUAUCCUCAUCGACCUAACACUCACCUUCUGGAUGCAACAGCCCUUCUGGCACUCUCACCCCUGGUGUGCUAUCCUCGGUUUCCUGCAGUACGGAUCUCUCUAUAGCUCCUCCUGGAUUGUUGUGGUCUUCACCAUUGAGCGCUACCUGGUCCUCCGCAGCACUGCGGCCAAACAGCAUUUCUCCCAGGUCGGGGUCACCAAGCUGACAUGCAUGGCUAUAGUGCUGGUGUCCCACCUGGUGUCUGUGCCCCUGGGGUGGAUCAACGUGGUCAUACCAGUGAACUUCACAGUACAAGGAGAGAAUGUGACACUGCCCCGAUGUCGAUACCGUGAGCAGUACUAUGCCACUGCUAUUGUGUGGAUAACUACCUUCCUGUCAGGGGGAAUCCCCAUUUUAUUGGUCAUCAUCUUUAACUUCAUGAUCGGUUGCCAUCUCUGCCAUGUAAGCAACCUCUUUACGAAGGAGGAGCGGCACUUCAUUCAAGGCAGGAGCACCAGGUCCUUACUGAGGAGGACCAUCCUGCUGCUCGGGACUGUCUCCGUGGCUUUUGUUGUCCUCAGUCUCCCACGCUUUGUUACUUACUGCAUCCUGAGGACUGUGCACAACAACAACAGCUUCAAUAGGAAUGACUACAGCAUUCUCAUCAAUGUGGCUGGAGAUGUGGCAAACAUGCUGCAAAAUCUGAACUCCACCACCAACUUCCUGCUGUACUGUAUGGUCAGCCGCUGCUUCAGAAGGGAGCUGGUUCACCUGCUGACCUGUGGAGCCAAAGCACUGGACCUGGGCUCUGCUUUCACCCACACCACCAUUAAAGUCUUCUCUGUUAUAACUCAUAAAGAUUCCCCACCUGUAACUGUGAUGCUAACCAAUCUCAAACAGAUCCAAGAGCCAAGAGUUUCUGAAUACAGGCACAGAACAGACUUCCAACAGAUAUAG
Molecule: messenger RNA, 1128 nt
Organism: Salarias fasciatus (jewelled blenny)
Lineage: Eukaryota; Metazoa; Chordata; Actinopteri; Blenniiformes; Blenniidae
Product: probable G-protein coupled receptor 139
Exons: 2
Coding region: 1-1128 (375 amino acids)
Biological process (GO): G protein-coupled receptor signaling pathway
Cellular component (GO): plasma membrane
Molecular function (GO): G protein-coupled receptor activity
Source: RefSeq, a predicted model, not a curated record